Molecule: messenger RNA, 3447 nt
Organism: Trichechus manatus latirostris (Florida manatee)
Lineage: Eukaryota; Metazoa; Chordata; Mammalia; Sirenia; Trichechidae
Gene: NHLRC3
Product: NHL repeat containing 3
Exons: 7
Coding region: 225-1268 (347 amino acids)
Biological process (GO): protein polyubiquitination; proteasome-mediated ubiquitin-dependent protein catabolic process; negative regulation of translation
Molecular function (GO): ubiquitin protein ligase activity; translation repressor activity; protein binding
Source: RefSeq, a predicted model, not a curated record
GCUAAGGCAUAUCUGUGGGUGCUCCCAUACUGGGUGCCAGUAGUCCCCGCCGUACGGCCCUAAGGGGCGGGGAAGGGUGGUCACGGAAUCAGCGGGAGGCACCGGACAAGGGGCGGGGACCCGGGAACGCGCCGGCAACCCCGGACUGGUCUGCCGCGAGUUUCUUUUGUCCGGGUCUCUGCUCCGUUCGUUGCACCCCCAGGAAGAGGGUACUGGCGAGGUUCAUGGCGAGGUUCUGGGUGUGCGCGGCCGGCGCCGGCUUCUUUCUGACGUUUCUGGUUUUGCAUUCGUGUUUUUGUGGGUCUCCGAUUUUAAGAAACUUUGUUUUUCAAAUUUCCUGGACAACUGAGAAUAUUCUUUACCGACUGGAUGUGGGUUGGCCUAAGUAUUCAGAACACUUUACUGGAACAACGUUUUGUGUUGCAGUUGAUUCUUUCAACGGAUUGGUUUAUGUAGCACAAAGAGGGGAUAACAUGCCAAAAGUAUUAGUGUUCACAGAGGAUGGAUAUUUCUUACGAGCCUGGAAUUAUACCGUUGACACACCUCAUGGUAUAUUUGCAGCCAGUACGCCAUAUGAACGAUCUGUCUGGAUCACGGAUAUAGGCAAUGGAUCCUAUGGUCAUACUGUUAAAAAAUACAAUUCUUUUGGUGAUCUUGUUCAAGUCUUGGGUACCCCAGGCAAAAAAGGCACCGAUUUGAAUCCCUUGCAGUUUGAUAACCCUGCAGAAUUAUAUGUGGAGGACACAGGAGAUAUUUAUAUUGUGGAUGGAGAUGGAGGAUUGAAUAACAGAUUGUUCAAACUAUCCCAAGAUUUCACGAUGCUUUGGCUCCAUGGAGAAAAUGGGACAGGGCCUACUCAGUUCAACAUACCUCACAGUGUUACAGUUGAUUCAGCUGGUCGGGUCUGGGUUGCUGACCGAGGAAAUAAAAGGAUCCAAGUGUUUGAUAAAGACACUGGGGAAUGGUUAGGAGCAUGGGAUAAUUGUUUCACAGAAGAGGGACCAUCUUCAGUCAGAUUUACUCCUGACGGGAAGUACUUGAUCGUGGCGCAGUUGAACCUCAGCCGGCUCUUGCUGUUGGAAGCACCUCCCGUAGGCAGCAUCGGCAGCUGUUCUGUGGUCAGCACCAUCCAGCUUGCAGAUCAGGUUUUGCCUCAUCUCUUAGAUGUGGACAGGAAGAUUGGAGCAAUCUACGUAGCAGAAAUUGGAGCAAAACAAGUACAAAAAUAUGUCCCUUUGAAGAGCUAUUUUCUUUCACUUGGUUCAUAGCAUUUCUUUUCCUGGAGAUUUUUCCAAGUUCAAGUUCAGAUUCUCAAAUUCAUCAAGUGGUUAAAAAUGAUGUUGAAGCACAGGAAUGUUUCCUGAUUUUUACCAGGUCUAGUCUUAGAUUUAUUUUUUAUAUCAUUAUGAAUCAGUUUGUUGCCAUUCUUAAGAAUUAAUUUUACUUUAUGUGCAUAAAGAUAUUUUAAUGAAAGAAAUGUAAUUUUAAGAAAGUAGGGUCAGAAGGAGGGAUUAAGGCUGUAACUUAGUUUCCCUGGUAGACUAAUUCUCCCUAAGGAAAAUGGGAAUAAAAAUGGGUUUAGAGGAUGUUUUAGUGAAUUUCAUGUGAUACUAUAAACCUCAGUUUGCUUACUUUCUAUAAAAUAAAUGUUUGAGAGAUGAGUCAGAUAUGCUAGGUAUUAAUUUAAGUACUCACCGAGUGCUAGAUCGUGAAGAUUAAUGAAUAAAAAGGCAGGGCUUCUCUGCCUUUGAGUAGCUUGUAGGCCAGUUGGGAGAAACAGUUACAAGCUUGCUGUGAACUUUGAUAGUUUCUGUUUUUAAAGCCCAGCUUUGCGUUGGUCCUUUAGCUGUGAGAUACUUAAUAUCAGUCUUUAAAUGUAGGAAUAAAAGGGCAUCUAAGCACUUUACCAAAAGGGAUUUUUGCAAAUAACUGGAAUGUUUUUUAUGUAUAGCAUUAAAUAUAGGGCCUCUCUGCAGUGUUUCCCUGUUUCUUUUUUUUUUUUUAACAUGAACGCAGUUUAUUCCUAAUAUUGUCUACCUCAAAGAAAUUUCAGGAUUAUUAUUUAUAUGGAAAUGUGUGCCAGCCAAAUACUUAAGAGAUUGGGCUGAUUAAUUUCCUGUACCGUUUCUUUGUUUCUCCCACUUGGUCUGAAUGUUGGCUUCCCAGUUAAGACAGUUUUUCAGGUCUGGUUUAUUUUCUUGGUGGAACGUUGCAGUAGUACGAUCUUUCAGGUGGUUUUUUGCCUUUCAUAGCAUCAGCCUCCCUUCUUUGAGUUUACGGUACAUUGAGCUGAUUGUCCUCAUCAGCCAUUAUAAACCAAAAAAAAACUGAACCCAAUGCCAUCGAGUCAAUUCCGACUCAUAGCUGGAGUCUUUUCCAGACUUCGGGAACUCACACUUGUUCUAAUGCUUGGAUCAUAUCUUAAUAUGAUUAAGAAGGCAAAUUUGCCAACAGGAAGUCCUAUCCUGUAUUCAAGGCCAUUUAUAAGUGUUUUUGCCAGGGAUCAAGCUGUAUAAUAUUAGACAUCACCUGUCUAGGCCUUAGUUUUCUCUUCAGUAAAAUGAGAAUAUCAUCAUUUUUCCUCCUUCACAAAUGCUCUGGGGAUCAGAUGUACAAACAUUCCUUUUGACAUACAUAGCUAUAGGUACAUUAAAGGCAUUUUAUUAACAAAGGUCCUUUUAAGUGUGCUACUUACCUGAUAACUGGCUAUCCAGUUUGCCUUAAUUUUGCUUUCUAAUUCUUUUAUCCAGACAUAUCCUCACGAACUUUAUACCAUUUAGCUAAUACAGUAAAUUUAUUUGCACGGAGAUAAUUUGAGAUGUUUUGGUUUUAAGCCACAAUGACGAAUGCAAAUGUGUCUUUAAAGGAAUGCAGGUUAGGUUAAGCUGAUUUUAUCAUUUCUGAAAUAUUUUAUUAAACUAGUUUGUACCGGAUUUUAUAAAACUUGUCGAAAACAUUGUUCCUAUAUGUAUUGCUAUAAGUGUUCAUUACUUAUUGUAGUCAUAAUAUUUCACUUUUGGAUUAACUAAAUGCUUGAGAAAUACGUUGUUUUUCCCUAUAAAAAAUACAAUUAAAAUUUUGGAAAGACAGUAUUCUCUGGUUUCCAAAUUAUAUCAGUAUGGCUGCCCCUACUCUCUUUUGCUUAUUGUUUGCAUGGACUAUUCUUUUCCAUCUCUUUACUUUGAGUCUGUAUGUGUGUUUGAGCCUAAAAUGUCUCUCUCAUAGACAGCAUAUGAAUGGGUCGUGUUUUCUUUAUCCAUCCUGUCACUUUACUGCUGACACAUAUCCUUUUGUAUGAAGCAGAUUGUCCCCGCUGUAAUUUAUCUUUCCUCUUUAUCAUUUCUGGAAGGCCCUUUUGAGUUGCUUGUACUGUGCCUUCGGUACUAUACUGUUGUUCAUGAUGUUCAUCCAGUGAAAGGAGGAAAAGAAAUUGUUGAAGGCAAGGAG